AUGGAGCAAACUGAAUGAGGAAAUCAGAUGAAUAUCACAGAAUUUAUCCUCUUGGGUUUUGGAAAAUCCAGUCAAUGGCAAAAUAUAUUCUUCUUUGUUUUCCUAGUGAUCUAUAUUGUAGCCAUGGCUGGGAAUGUUCUCAUUGUAAUUUUAGUUGUAGUUGAUCAGCAUCUUCAUACACCCAUGUAUUUCUUCCUGGGAAACUUGUCAUGUCUAGAGACUUGCUAUAUUUCAAAUAUCGUACCCAAAAUGAUAGAUGGCUUGUUGACAGAUGAAAUGGCAAUUUCAUUUAAUGGCUGCUUUGUACAGUUCUUUUUCUUUGGCUAUUUAAUGGCAACUGAAUGUUAUCUCCUCUCAGUAAUGUCAUAUGAUCGGUAUUUAGCUAUAUGCAAACCAUUGCACUAUGCAACAAGCAUGAAUGUACAAAUCUGCAUCCAACUUGCAGCUGCCUCAUGGACAAAUGGGCUUAUAGCCACUUUAAUCCUGUUGAUUUUCAUGCUACAGUUAACAUACUGUGGCCCAAAUAUAAUUAAUCAUUAUUUCUGUGAUUCUGUUCCACUUAUAAAACUUUCUUGUAGUGACACCAGCCUAGUAGAACUUAUGAGUUUGAUCCUGGCAUUUGUAUUCACCCUGCCACCUUUUCUCCUCACCUUGACGUCCUACAUAUACAUAAUAACUACUAUCUUGGGGAUUCCUUCUACAACGGGAAAGAAAAAGGCUUUUUCCACUUGUUCCUCUCAUCUUAUUGUAGUUUCUACCUUUUAUGGAGCCAUCAUGAUUGUAUAUAUGUUACCAAAGAAUGAAGCACUCAGUGAUCUCAACAAAGUUUUGUCUCUCUUGUAUACAGUCUUGCCCCCUGUUGCAAAUCCUCUUAUAUACAGCUUGAGAAAUAAAGAGGUAAGGGAUGCCAUAGUGAAAAUAUUUCAAAGGUUUCUUAUUUUUCCAAGAAGUCAGAGACAGUUGUUGCAAUGA
Elgaria multicarinata webbii is the source of this 972-nucleotide messenger RNA. RefSeq names its product olfactory receptor 6B1-like. NCBI's taxonomy places the organism in Eukaryota, Metazoa, Chordata, Lepidosauria, Squamata, Anguidae. Gene Ontology annotation, molecular function: odorant binding; olfactory receptor activity; G protein-coupled receptor activity. The record is from RefSeq and is a predicted model, not a curated record. Gene Ontology annotation, cellular component: membrane. The transcript has a single exon. Gene Ontology annotation, biological process: G protein-coupled receptor signaling pathway.